AUGGCCAAGAUUGUGCCGCCCAUGAACUUUGGCCUCGUCGAGGACGGGUUCUACCGCUCUGCACAGCCGACCGAGCUCAACUUCACCUUUAUCGAGAAGUUGGGCCUGCGCAGCGUCAUCUGGGUCGGCGCCGAGGAACCCUCAGAUGUCUUCGUGUCGUUCCUCGACUCACAGGGUAUUAUGCUGCACAACCUUGCCCCGCAGGUCAGCCUAAACCCUCACUUCCCGCCACCGUACUGCGAUGCCGGCGUGGUCCCCCUCAGCGGGCAGUACCACCUGCCUCCUCUCCCGCCACCAACAGAGCCGCUCAUCAUCCACGCCCUCAGCCUCCUCUUACAGCCAAGCACGUUUCCCACGUUGGUGUGCUGCAACAUGGGCCGCCACCGCACGGGCACUGUCGUCGGGUGCUGGCGCAAGUUGCAGCGAUGGGCGCUGUCAAGCAUCCUCGAAGAGUACCGGAGGUACGCGGGGAUGAAGGUGCGGGUAUUGAACGAGCAGUUCAUCGAGCUGUUCGACACGGACCUCGUGUCGAUUAACGGCGAUGCCGUCGUGGUAUAG
Messenger RNA from Cutaneotrichosporon cavernicola, 558 nucleotides. RefSeq lists its product as uncharacterized. The coding region runs from base 1 to 558 and encodes 185 amino acids. The record is from RefSeq and is a predicted model, not a curated record. The transcript is spliced from 5 exons. NCBI's taxonomy places the organism in Eukaryota, Fungi, Basidiomycota, Tremellomycetes, Trichosporonales, Trichosporonaceae. Gene Ontology annotation, molecular function: phosphatase activity.